UAUGCCCUCAAUUCAGACACAUCAAACGAAACCAUGGCGAAUUUAGGGACAAUUUUUACUAUAAUCAUUUACAUUAUUAUAUCCACUAAUACGUCUGUUUUAUUGUUUAAGUUAGCACCGAAUUAUGCUUUGACAUACGACGAUUAUGCCAAUUUAUGUGCUCCGACCAUUUCUUGCAACCCAGCUGUCAAAUAUCGAAGUAUUAAUGGAUCAUGCAACAAUUUAAAAACUCCAUGGUUUGGUGCUUCUAUAACUCCACAUUUACGAAUACUCGAUGCUUACUACGAUGAUGGAGAGUACCAAUUCCGUAGGCAAAUAAACGGCAAUCCGUUGCCUAACGCAAGAUACAUUCAAUUGAAAAUGUUUCUUGACAAACAGUUUCCGUACCCAAACGACCAUAACAUCCUUUUUAUGGAAUGGGGUCAAUUCAUUGCACACGAUACAACCCAUCUACCACCCGACGUUUCAGUCGGUUCCAAUUGUUGCGAUUUGCAAAAUCUCAAUCCGGUGCCUGCACAAUGUCAAGCCGUUAUUGAAGUACCGGAAAACGAUCCAAUUUAUUCAAAACUCGGACAGACGUGCAUCAAUUUUAACCGUGCUCGGACGUCUAUUUCUGACGGCUGUCAAUUAAAACCUGCGACAUUUAUGGUACAGUCGACGCAUUUCAUCGACGGAUCCCAAGUAUACGGUUCAGUAGAAGAACUCGCUGAAAACUUGCGGUCGUUCAAAGACGGUCGAUUAAAAUCGGAUUUUUCCGUAGAUCAACAAGAAUUUUGUCCGCAAAGGAAUCGAACGUCACUGCAAUGUGACACAUCGACACAUUCAUUAAUUUGUUAUUUUGCGGGUGACAGUCGAGUAAAUCAAAACCUAGGCAUAGCUCUUUUUCAAAACAUUUUUUUGAGGUUCCACAAUAUUGUCGCAUAUCAGUUAUAUCGUUUCAAUCCAUUUUGGUGUGACGAAGAAAUUUACCAAGAGACCCGUAGAAUUAUAAUCGCCGUCAUUCAGCACAUUACUUACUCUCAUUAUUUACCAAUCUUAUUGGGAGAACAAUUUAUGUAUUCACGCGGAUUCUUCGGACAAACAGUAUACGAUGAAACUGUAAAUCCGGGCACGACUUUAGAACAUUCGACUGGUGCAUUCCGAAUACUCCAUAAGCAAAUUCCUCCUAUCUUAAAUAUUAUAGAUGAAAACCACUUCAACUUUCAUCGCUUUUUGCUGACUGACUGGAUGAACAAGCCCGAUCUUCUGUCAUUACCAAAUAAUUUUGACGGAUUACUACGUGGAUUUCAAGAGACGCCUACUCGUGAAGAACAACCGUCUUAUAACACUUGGAUUUCAAACUUCUUAUUCCAAAAAACUACACCGAAAUUCAUCAGUAAUGAUUUGCUCUCAGCAGAUAUACAAAGAGGUCGCGAUACCGGAAUGCCACCUUAUAAUAAAAUGAGAUCGAUUUGUGGAAUCCCGGAAGCUACAGAGUUCGACGAUCUAAAUGAUUUAAUCGCUUACGAUGACAUCCAAAAAUUGAAAACCCUCUACUCUUGUGUGGAUGACAUCGAUUUUAUAGUGGGUGCACUAUUAGAAAUGCCCGCUGAAGGUUCAAAGGUCGGUCCCACUUCUCAAUGCAUAAUAGCUGAUAAUUUUUACCGGCAAAGGAUAGGUGACCGUUUCUUUUACGACAUACGAGGACAACCUGGAAGCUUUACAUCAGAACAAUUACAUACAUUGAAAAACAUGAAUUUCGGCAGUGUAUUAUGUGCAACGUCUAAUCUACGAUAUUUACCCGAAGAUAUAUUUAUGCCGUUUAACAGCAAAUUUAAUUCAAGACAAAUCGACUGUAACGCUUUUACACUAAAUCUAAACGCAUGGAAGGAUAUUUAUAUUAGUGAUUAGCUAGUUAUAAGUUAUCGUUUGUUUAUUUUAAUAAAUUUAUAACUAUGUGUUGUGUAGAUGUGUAGUACCUACUAAUACGGAUAAUAAUUAAUAACAUAUAUAUCUACGUGUUUUAUAGUCCUUUAUUUAUAACUCUCUAAAUCGCAAUUUACGUAUAUAAACAUACUGUCUACUCACUAAAGAUCGAUGGAUCGUCACCACCGAUCAUGUUAUAUUAUAAUACAUAAAAUUAUUAUUAAUAUAAACACGACGGGUGGCAUACUGCAUACAUAAAUGACGAAUAUGCUACAUUACAUAUAUCAUGUAUUAAAAAAUCGAUUUACUUUUUAAAAUUAUCAUUUGGUUAAACCUAUCAUUGGUGCAGGGUAAAAUUAUUCAAUAAUAAUAAUGUUUAUUCAAAUGAAUAAAAACGGGCAAUGAAAUGAAAUUGAUUUACGCGACAUGUUAUAUAAAAAUUCUGUGUAAUUUUAUACGAGUACAAUAGAUGCACACCCCUUAUUUUGUAUCAAUAAUAGAGUUAUUAAAAAUCUGAUUUUUACUGACAAUUAUUUAACAGGUUAUUAAUAACUGAAUAUUUUGAGGUAUUUAACUUUAUGUAUUAAAGAUCAAAUUUAUUACAAUAGAUUUAUGAUUACACGCGAGUUAAAAAAGUUAUUCUGUACCUAUAUUCCAUUAUAUUAUGAUACAGUCUCAGAAAAUUGGGAUUUCAUUAUAAUAUAGUAGAGAUUCACAACUGUAUGAAUAGAUACAUAUUUUUAAAUAAUAAUAAUCUUUAGCGCACAUAUUACCUACUAUACACAAUGUAUGUUGUUAUUUAGGCUUAUACUGUAGAAUUUAUUAUUCAUUCAUAACAAUAGAAACAAAGAUUAUUUUAUUUUUAGGUAUUGAAUGGUUAUAAAAAUUUAUAAUAUAUUAUAGAAAUUGUAUUUUUCUUUUUUAUAAAGUGCUUAUGAAGUAUAAACAAUUUUUAAAUAGAAUGUUCAAGUAUAAAAACUUAUACAUUUCAGUGAUAACAAUUUGGUAAUACAUGUAAGAUUUUAAGCUAUUAAGAAUAUUGAUUUCUAUGUUAAUUAGGAGGAAAAAAUACCUGAAGUGGCAUAAAUGGAUUACCCAUAAACCAGUGUACCAAUAUUUGAAUCUUUGUACUGUAUCUUUAUGUAAGUUUGUCGAUUUA
Molecule: messenger RNA, 3064 nt
Organism: Aphis gossypii (cotton aphid)
Lineage: Eukaryota; Metazoa; Arthropoda; Insecta; Hemiptera; Aphididae
Product: peroxidase-like
Exons: 12
Biological process (GO): response to oxidative stress
Molecular function (GO): peroxidase activity; heme binding
Source: RefSeq, a predicted model, not a curated record